Messenger RNA from Vollenhovia emeryi, 650 nucleotides. RefSeq lists its product as uncharacterized. Lineage: Eukaryota; Metazoa; Arthropoda; Insecta; Hymenoptera; Formicidae. The transcript has 2 exons. The record is from RefSeq and is a predicted model, not a curated record. The coding region runs from base 10 to 555 and encodes 181 amino acids.
GAGAAAUGUAUGUAUAUGAUAAAUAGUCAAUUCAAUUCGGUUUUCCGUUUAGGAUCUACUUAUAGUGGAAAUUUGGACGGAUGGUACGGUCCAUCUGGUAGGGAGUGGGUCUACGAUGUGGACGGCGUGAUCAACAGCACGGCGGCACAUGCCAUCGCCAGUGUGGGAUUGGGUGUCACUACGGAAGCUGUUUGGAUGCUGCGGGAAAACGCGAUGAUCAAGUGCCCGCCGCGGAAUGAUAGUCUACGCAGCUGCAAGCCGUUGGAAGAAGCGUGCCUCUUCAACAUCUAUCAGGAUCCUUGUGAAGAUAACAAUCUUGCUAAACAGUUUCCAACGAUCGUCAGAAAACUGCAGGACGAACUGAAGAAGUUCAACAACAGUGCAAUUCCACCUGCAAAUCUUCCGUGGGACCUUAGGGGCGUUCCGAGUCUGUGGGAUCAUACUUGGAACAACUUCGGAGAUUACAUUAAUGUCAUGACGAACGCUGCAACCUGUGUUAUGUAUGAAUACUUUAGUAUCUUUUUAUUUCUUUUUUUUUACUUCUUUUUCCGUUGAACGAAACUGUGUGCUUUGUGGAACACACUCACCUCUCUAGCAGUCUUUUGUAACUCUCUCUCUGCAAUAAAACGUAACCGUCAAGUUAUACUAAA